Penicillium pulvis is the source of this 3747-nucleotide messenger RNA. RefSeq names its product bifunctional urea carboxylase/allophanate hydrolase. The transcript is spliced from 3 exons. The record is from RefSeq and is a predicted model, not a curated record. Lineage: Eukaryota; Fungi; Ascomycota; Eurotiomycetes; Eurotiales; Aspergillaceae. Gene Ontology annotation, molecular function: metal ion binding; ATP binding. The coding region runs from base 1 to 3747 and encodes 1248 amino acids.
AUGGAAUAUACUAUGGAAUGUUUGAAGACAGUCCUUGUAGCUAACAGAGGCGAGAUCGCUUGUCGACUUAUCAAAGCUGCACAGAAACUAGGCAUUCGAACUAUUUCCGUCUAUACAGAACCGGACUCGGAGUCUGAGCAUGUGAGGGCGGCCGAUCAUGCUAUUCUGCUAGAUGGUGAAGCAAGAGCAGCAUAUCUAGACGGCGACCAAAUUAUAGAGAUAGCUAAGGAACACGAUGCUCAGGCGAUUAUUCCUGGUUAUGGAUUCCUUUCAGAGAACACAGCCUUUGCUCGGUCGGCUGCUCUAGCCGAGCUGGUCUUUGUCGGUCCCUCUCCGGAAGCAAUCGAAUCUUUUGGUUUGAAGCAUACUGCUCGCGAGCUGGCUCUCGCCGCAGGUGUGCCAGUGGUCCCGGGGACAAAGGGUCUCGUUGACACAGAGGAAGCAGCUACAGCUGCGGCAGCAAGCCUUGGUUAUCCGGUCAUGUUGAAAGCGACCGCUGGCGGAGGAGGAAUGGGGCUUUUGACAUGCCACAAUGAAGCGGAGCUCAAAGAUAAUUUCCGAACGGUACAGUCGCGAGCUUCAUCGUUAUUCAAAAAUGCGGGCGUAUUCCUAGAGAAAUACUACCCGGACAGCCAUCAUAUUGAAGUUCAGGUCUUUGGAAACGGUCAAGGAAAAGCAAUCAGUAUUGGCGAAAGAGAGUGUUCUAUCCAGCGACGACACCAGAAAGUUAUUGAGGAGUGUCCGAGUCCAUUUGUGGAGCAAAGAUAUCCUGAGCUUCGAGAGAAACUGACCGAGUGUGCCGUACGCCUUGCUGAGAGUAUCAAAUAUGGAUCAGCGGGAACCGUGGAGUAUCUUGUUGAUGAUCACACUGGUGACUUCUUCUUUCUUGAAAUGAACACACGUCUUCAAGUCGAGCAUGGUAUCACGGAGAUGUGUUACAAUGUGGACUUGGUAGAACUCAUGUUGCGCCAAGCGGACCAGGAGCUCUCUGGAAAGGGUGGACUCAAAUUUGAAGACCUAGAGGCUCUGCAAUCCGAAUGUCUUGACCCUCAAGGGCAUGCAAUUGAAGCCCGUGUUUAUGCAGAGAAUCCAGUGAGGAACUAUGCUCCAAGUCCUGGCCUUCUACAAGAAGUAUCAUGGCAUACUCCCGGUGGAACACGGAUCGAUACUUGGGUAAGAGCUGGAACAGUGGUCAGUGCAUCUUAUGAUCCUUUGCUUGCAAAGGUCAUGUAUCAUGGCCAGACACGACCAGAUGCAAUUGCAGGGAUGGAAGAAAUUUUGCGCAAGAGCUCCCUUUGUGGCCCUCCGAUAAACCUUGGCUUCCUUCUAGCCAUCAUCAACAAUGAAACAUUCAAAGAGGGCAACACUAUCACAAAGUUCUUGGAAAACUUCAGCUAUACUCCUAACGCUAUCGAUGUCAUCUCCGGUGGCUCUUAUACAUUGGUCCAGGACUUUCCAGGACGCCCAACAGUUGGGCAUGGAUUUGGCCAUGCAGGGCCAAUGGAUCCUAUCGCAUUUCAGACUGCGAACCUUCUCGUUGGUAACCAGGUUGGCACUGAGGGUCUGGAAAUUACCCUCACCGGGCCCGAGCUUCUGUUUCUUAGCGAUGCGGUCAUCUCAAUAUGCGGUCCAUUCAUUCCAGCAGAUCUUGAUGGGACAGAGAUGCCGCUCUGGACACGCAUUGAUGUCAAAGCAGGCCAGCGGCUUAAGGUUGGAAAGAUGGCAGCCCACUGCCGUGUUUAUCUCGCUAUCUUUGGGGGACUACUCAACAUCGCUGAGUGGUUCGGAAGCAAGUCUACAAAUCCCAUGGUAAAUGUCGGAGGGUAUCAGGGAAGACCACUACGUGCAGGCGAUCUCUUGGAGAUCGUAGAAGCAACCAAGAUUGUAAACGCCCCUGCUACAAGUGUUCCACAACACCUACGUCCUCAGUACGGAACUGGCCAAUGGGCUAUCCAAGUCAUGUCUGGGCCCUACGAAACGGGCUUCUUAUCUCCCGAAGGCAUCGAAACACUAUUUUCCACAGCCUGGAAAAUCAGCCACAAUGCCGCGCGCGGAGGAAUCCGACUGAUCGGCCCUCGCCCAGGCUUCGGCCGCACCGAUGGAGGUGAGGGAGGUGCUCAUCCGAGCAAUAUUCUCGAAUAUGGUUACCCGCUCGGUGGGCUGAACUGGACCGGUGACGAACCUGUCAUCUUCCCCGUUGACUGUCCCGAUUUUGGCGGGUUCAUAUGCAGUUUGACGGUUGUGAAAUCAGAUAUGUGGAAAGUUGGACAGCUCCGGUCUGGGGAUCAUGUCAAGUUCCAUCGUGUGUCUCUGGAAACUGCCCUACAAUCCCGACGACAAAAUGCUGCUUUCAUCGAUAGCGUGGCUUUAGCCAUCAAGACCGGAUCUUGGGAUGAAGCCAUGAAGUUUGAUAGCGCCGUCGGGCCUGAGGUCACAGCACCCGGACAGGAUUUACUUCAAGUCCUCGAAGAAAUCCAAACGCGACCCCAAAUCUCAUACCGAGGUGGAGCAGACGAUUAUCUCUUAGUCGAAUACGGAGACGGCCGCGCCGACCUCAAUUAUAAAUGUCGAUCAACAGCGCUAGCCAGGGCCCUCAAGUCAGACACCGGUCCCCUCUCCGCAAACCUGCCCAGCGGAGGGGCGAUCCUCAACAUGAUGUGCCACGGCAGUUCCCUAGCCAUCUUCUACGAUGGUCUGCGUAUACCAAGAUCAGAGCUCAUAGCCAAGCUGGUCACUCUAGAACAAUCCCUCGGAGAUAUGCGAUCCGUCAAGAUUCCCAACCGCCACUUCAAGCUUCCCCUCACAUUCAAGAACAAGAGGCUAGAUGAAGCCAUCGAGCGCUAUAUGGCGAAUCAAAGAUCAAUCGCAAGCUACCUUCCCGAUCCUCUGAAAUUCACAGCAGAAAACAAUGGCAUGACAGUCUCGCAACUCAAAUCCAUGUUCCUGAAAAUGGAAUCCGUCAUCAUAGGCGUCGGCUUCUUCAUGGCUCUCCCACAGAGUCUACCCACAGACCCACGAUACCGUAUUCGGACUCCAAAGAUGAAUCCAAGUCGCACGCAUACUCCCGCCGGAACAGUCUCAUGGGGUGGGACGUCUAUUGCUAUCUAUCCUGUUGAUUGUCCUGGAGGAUACAUGCCUCUGGGUAUGACUAUCCCCACACUCGAUAUUUCUGGGUCAAGACCUGGAUUUAGUGCGGAGAAGCCAUGGAUUUUGGAAGAUAUGGAUACACUAAGUUUCUAUGAAGUCAGCGAAGAAGAUUUCGAUCGCAAACUUGCGCUGUUCAGGGCUGGAAAUUACAAGUUUGAGAUGGAGGAGGGAGUCUUCGAUAUGGCCGUACAUAAUGAGCUUCUGAAGAGGACUACGGAGGAGGCUGAGGCUAUUCAUAAAGAUCGGGCGGUGUCGCAGAAGAAGAUGGCUGAGUUGGAAGAUCGGUUGGUUGAGGAGUGGUUGGCUGAAAAACAAGCGGGUGGAACUAGUUUGGAUGAGAUAAAAUCUUUGCUUGAAGAUCCUACAGUCGAGGCUAUUGAGGCCCCUGUUAAUGCUAAUGUGUGGAAGGUUUCGGUGCGAGAGGGCGAUGUACUCGAGUCAGAUACGGUAACAUGCAUUCUUGAGGCUAUGAAGAUGGAGAUCAAUGUACACACUGAGCCUCGAUUUGCAGGGGUGACUGUCAUCAAGGUCUUAGUUAAGCCUGGAGACACUAUUGAGAGUGGGAAUCCGGUUGUUCUGGUCAGGAAACCGAAGGCAUAG